GGUUUGCCCUGAGAGGAAGACUCCUGUGAAAUGUGCAAGAGAAGAGGCUCUUCUCAACUGCUGCCAGGCUCAGUCCGGGAGAGGCGCUUUAUGCAAGAGGAUCCUUUCCUCGCAAGGUGUCCUGCCAGGAACUGCUAGCAAACCAGCCCAGCUGCCUCCUGAUCCUCUCUCUACUAAACUCAGCUGAUAAAGGACUUGGCUUCUGGGGGGACCACAGUUUCCCAAAAUGGAAAGGUUCCUAGCUUUCAGCCCAAACCACUCUUUGCUCACAUUGCUCCUCCUUGCAUGCCUGAGCCACCUGACCUUGGCCCAAUAUGAACAUUGGCCGCAUUACCCUGAGCAACAGCCUCCGCAGCAGCUGCCUCCCCUGCCAGCCGACAUCCCUCAUAUCCAGCUGCGGUUGUCAGGGCAGAAGAGGAAGCACAACGAAGGGCGGGUGGAAGUCUUCUACAACGGAGAGUGGGGCACCGUGUGUGACGACGACUUCACCAUCCACGCUGCGCACGUGGUCUGUCGGCAGCUGGGCUACGUGGAGGCCGUGUCCUGGAGCCCUGCUUCUAAAUAUGGCAAGGGUGAAGGCAGAAUCUGGUUGGACAAUGUCCACUGUAAUGGCAGAGAGGCUUCGUUGGCUGUCUGCACCUCGAACGGCUGGGGCGUAUCAGACUGCAAACACACCGAGGAUGUGGGUGUGGUCUGCAGUGAAAAGAGAAUCCCUGGCUUCAGGUUUGAUGACUCCCUGCUCAACCAAAUAGAGAACAUGAACAUCCAGGUGGAAGAUGCCCAGAUCCGACCCAUCCUCUCUGCCUCUCGCAAGCGUGUUCCCGUCACAGAGGGUUACGUGGAAGUGAAAGAAGGAGGCGUCUGGAAACGCAUCUGUGACAGGAACUGGACCACAAAAAACUCACGUGUUGUCUGUGGCAUGUUUGGAUUUCCAUCAGAGAAGAAAUACAAUGUCAGAGUCUACAAGAUGACGGCAGCCAGAAGAAAGCACACUUAUUGGGCUUAUUCCAUGGACUGCACGGGCAAUGAGGCACACAUCUCCAGCUGCAAACUGGGCAAUCGCAUCAGCACAGCUAGUGGGAACGCAACAUGUGAGAAUGGGAUGCCUGCCGUGGUGAGCUGCUACCCUGGUCGUGCUUUUGCCCCUGGCAGCCACAGCGGUUUCCGAAAAGCUUUCCAACCCGAGUUUCCACUGGUGAGGUUAAAGGGAGGAGCCAAGAUUGGCGAAGGUCGCAUUGAAGUGCUGAUGAAUGGGGAAUGGGGAACUGUUUGCGAUGACCAGUGGAACCUCGUUUCUGCAAGUGUGGUCUGCCGAGAGCUAGGCUUUGGAUCUGCCAAAGAGGCUAUUAUGGGUGCAAGGCUUGGGCAAGGUAUGGGCCCCAUUCAUGUCACUGAAGCAAAUUGCAAAGGGUUUGAAAAGUCUUUCACAGACUGCAAAUUCAGCACCCAGUUAGGAAGUUGCACUCAUGAAGAAGAUGCUUCUGUAAGAUGCAAUGUUCCAGCUAUGGGAUUCCAAAACCAGAUACGUUUGAGCGGUGGCCGCACGCCCUACGAAGGCCGGGUGGAAGUCCUGCGGGAGCUCAAUGGCACACUCAAGUGGGGCACAGUCUGCAGUGACAAAUGGGGCACGAUAGAAGCCAUGGUGGUCUGCCGCCAGCUGGGCCUUGGCUACGCUGCCCACGCCUUCCAGGAAACCUGGUACUGGUAUGGAGAAACGAGCACCAGUGAUGUUCUCAUGAGUGGGACAAAGUGUUCUGGGACAGAGAUGGCCCUGUCACACUGUCGCCACGAUACCCACGUAUUCUGCCCCAGAGGAGGUGGGCGCUUUGCAGCUGGUGUUUCCUGCACAGAAACUGCAGCUGACCUUGUCCUCAAUGCCAAGGAAGUGGAAUACACAUCCUACCUGGAAGACCGUCCCAUGUUCAUGCUGCAAUGUGCCCUGGAAGAGAACUGCCUGGCCUCCUCCGCUGUCAACACCUCCAUUUCCACUGGCUACAGGAGGCUCUUGCGUUUCUCAUCCCAGAUCCACAACAACGGACAGGCUGACUUCCGCCCCAAAAGUGGACGCCAUUCCUGGAUUUGGCACGACUGUCACAGGCAUUACCACAGCAUGGAAGUGUUCACGCAUUAUGAUCUGCUGGACCUCAAUGGGACAAAGGUAGCGGAAGGUCACAAGGCCAGCUUCUGCUUGGAAGACAGCGAAUGCCUAGACGGUUUCCAGAAGCAAUAUGAAUGCGCCAAUUUUGGGGAGCAAGGGAUCACGGUUGGCUGCUGGGAUGUGUACCGGCAUGACAUUGACUGCCAGUGGAUUGACAUUACAGAUCUUGUGCCAGGAGAAUACUUCUUCCGGAUCAUUGUCAACCCAAACAAAGAAGUGGCAGAGUCCGAUUAUUCCAAUAACGUCAUGAAGUGCAAGUGCAAGUACGAACUUCACCGGGUCUGGAUGUACAACUGCCAUAUAGCUGAUGCCUUCAGUGAAGAAAUAGAAGAACAGUUUGAUUUCAAUGGACUCCUAAACAACCAAGUAUCUUAAUUGGCCUCUUUUUAAGGAGGGAAGAAUACCUUUUCCCAAGAUUUCCCUAACCACUGCACAGAAAACUAAAGUAAUCAAGCAAACAACUAUGAACUUUUAAAAUUAGCUUUGUAAGUUAUUUUCAAGUGUGUGCUCCAUGCCUACUUUAUGGUGUUCAGCAGAAGAAAACGGGUUGACACUUAUUUCACAUCCAUUCCAGCUGAAUGACGAUUUUGCACUACCUGCAAGACCUCCUUACCCUUCGUGGGGACCCUAACUUAUUCACAAGGAAUUAUUUGCAAGCUCUCAUCACACCUUUGUUCACUCGGUGUACAGAGGCAGCAGCGCCACCUGCCCACAACCUGCGUAAAGGAUGCCUGGUGCUGCCAAAAUAGUUUCAUUUUUAAGGGAAUUCCUUUCUCGGCCUUCAUGUUCUGCCUUGAUAAAGAUUUGAAAAAUCCGACUCUACACCACUGGCGCAGAACAGAAGAAUCAUGACACACGGAGGUCUUGAGACACUCUAUCGUAUUAAUUUCCUGUACUGUCACACUCCUUGGCACCUCCUCCUCUGAGAGCACCUCUGACACUCAGUUUUGACAGAAGGUUUGAGAUAUCACAGUGAGGAAAAAUCUGCCAAGUCAUUUCAUAUAUCUUGGUUUUUGAUGCCACUAGACUGUGAAUUUUUUUGUAAGACAGUAAGCUAUUCCCUUGCCUACAUUUUUCCUUUGACCGGUACCUUCCUGCCACCCCCCUUCACUUCCCACCCCCACCAUGAAUACUGCAAAUAAGAAACCCACUACCAAAGAUAACUAAUGGCUUUAUGCCCUCGAGGUCACACAUCCCUUCUUAUUAAGUCAGGCUAUCCUGUGAUGGCGCAGGGAGGGAGAGCUUAAAAACACACACAUUAGUAAAUGCAUAAUGGUGCUGAGCACAUGUGCCUCUGUUUGUUUGAGGCCAUGCACUUGCAUUGCAACAGGUGCCGACAGAUCUACACCCUACUUGAAUCUCUUAAAGUGCUUUUUGUCCAGGAAAAGAAAGAGCUGGUGUGAUUUGUGUUAUUUCCAGUGACUAGAACCAGCUGCUGUCCUUUUAUUGCAUUUUGUUUUGUUUACUCUUCUGCUGCAUGGUUAAAGAAUGGGACUGCAAGACAGAAUUAGUUCAACCUUGCCUCUCUGGAGCAGACCACAGUUCAUCUAGUCUAGCCUUCUGCUUCCCGAAGCAGACAACCAGGUGCUGCAGGAUGUUCAGAAAGCAGGACAACAAAGAUAACGGUCCUCUAUUUGUCCUAAGCACCUGGUAAUCAGAGGUGUACUGUAUCUGUCCCUAGAGGCUCUGCCAUAGCUACUAGUCAUUGGUAGACCACGCUCUAUGCCCCGCUUGUUUUGGUACAAUGGGUGAAGGAAUUAAAAGGAUACCUAAAGCUCAGGCAGAGAACACAAGAGUGAUUUGGGAGCUUUCCCUUCUUAGAACCUCUCCAUCACCUCCCUUGUGUGAUGUGUGAAAAUAAAAAAAACUUCUAUAACUGGAGAAAUGAAUUAUAGACCCACACACGGUGCUAUCAGAAUUGUAUUUUCCGCUAGUGGAGAGACUAAAAAGCAAGCUAGGUUCAUCCCUCUUCUUAAUCAAGGACUGAAUUUUCCACAGCAAACCCAUGCUCUCAUCCUCCAGUUCAGGCUGCAAAAUGAGAGUCGCUAGACCUUUUUUGCUUGGUAAAUGAGGAUUACGGAAAGACGCUUUAGCUAUGCAAAAUACUAUAUGAAUAACUUGAUGGUGAUGGUUAUGCACAAGAAGGAUUUCAUUGUCUGUUAUUCUUUCCCCCAUGUAUAACCUACCUCACAGGGGUGUUGUGAGGCUAACGGCCAGUUCACAUAGCCAAGCUAGGGCUGGCCACUUUGUUCCUUCGGCAGGUGAUGAGUGUAAUCAUUUGACCAGGAACCAAAGUCCACACUGCAAUGAUGCAAAGCAAGCGAUGUGGGGUGGUCAAGCAGGCCUGGCACAGGAGGGGGCAGGAGGAGCCACGCAGCAGCUACCAAGUUGAGAAGGGGGGCUUGCUUCCCAUGGGUAGGAGCUGGAUGAGACAUCCAGAAGCCUUAUUUGUGAAUGAUUGACAGCAGCAGUUUAGAUUAGCCUGAGGACCACAACACAGGCCACCUCUAUCCCUCCAUCCUUGCUCCCAUUAUGCUAUAACCAAAACAGAAAAAAUGUUGUCCGGAGCUGGGCUGUAUGGAAAUGCCAGGCAAGGUCCCAGACUACUACUGCAAGGGAGUGGGGGGCAGGAAUCCGCAUUAUACCUCUUCCACCACAGUGGAGUUUGUCAGAAACUUUGCCUCAUUUUGGAAGAGUGAGGCUUGUUCCAGACCUACCUGAGCCUGGCAGCUGUGCUACGUCAGCCAUGUGGAGGCUGCAGCAGCAGCAGCAGCAGCAUAGUCACUGCCAGAGCAGCUCCUCCAAUGUAGGACCACCUAUGCAAUACAGGGAUCAGGAACACAGCUGCAGCCCAUGCUGCCCAGGAUGUGGCCAUUCUGAGUGGCAAUCAAUAGAAGGGAUUAGAGGGACAUCAAAAGUUGCCUUCCUGUGAGUCAGACCAUUUAUCCAUCCAGCUGAGCACCCUCUACUCUGACUGGCAGGGGCACUCCAGGACCUCCAAGGGAGAGCCUUCCAUCACCGGCUACUUAAUCUUAAGAUUAACAAGCCAUCGUCUGCAGGUGCCAGGGAUAGGAUUUUCUGCAUCAAGCCAUGUGCUCUGCCAUGAGCUGCAGUCCUUUCCCAGCACAGAGGCCUGCAAGCAGGAGAUGCCUCUCACCUGCCACACCUGCAGGCAGCUGCUCAGUUAUGGUGGCUGAAGGCUGGGCUAUCAGCUUAAGUGGUAAGUUCUCCUUCUUCCCUGGCUGAUAUGGCCAGCAGUCAAACUCUUUCCAUGUGACCUCAAGCUGUUUCUGGUGCCCAUAUGCUCUGGGUAGAGCCCACAUUGCUGAAGUGAAAGAGAUGGGUAUGCAGAGGUCAGUCCAGAACUGAGUUAAGCAGGCUUGCUCCUUGUUCACAGCAAUUGAGCCAGAGAUUCCAAAAUUUAGGCACAGAGCCUCAUUCCAAUGCGAGGGUUUCCAGCGCUUCUCAAACUUGGGCCCCCCAGCUGUUGUUGGACUACAGCUCCCAUCAUCCCUGACCCCUGGUCCUGCUAGCUAGGGGUGAUGGGAGUUGUAGUCCAACAACAGCUGGAGAUUAGGUUUGAGAAGCAUUGGCUUAAUCAGUAACAGGCCUGCUCAAGUGGAGCCGCAAUGGGCUGACCUGGAUUCCCAAUGUUGUGCAUCGCUGCUGGUUACUGAGGCAGAGCGACAGGGGAGCAGGGAGCUUGACACAGCCGUGGAGCCAGCCCAUGACACUCCAUGGUCCUGAUGCUGCAGCCAAGCCAAGCUCGCCACUGGCUUUCCCCUUCUUCCGUUGGUAACUGGCAGCGACACACAGCUUGGGGAAGUCAGGUGCUGGCUGUGGCCUUGCAACUAAAGGAGAGAGCGAGAGAAGAAUGAAUCUCUACCUGACCCAAGUGCCGCUUCUUGACCACUGAAGAAUUACAGCCACCUCCCACAAUCUGCUGCCAGGCAGGAUUGAUCUCCUAUACUUGUUUGUUCCAGGUUGGUUUUUUACAAACACAACUUAUGGCAAAUGGGCAGUUUUCUCUCUCUUAUCACUAACGGAGAAGAAAGUUAAGAUCCAGAAGGAGCCCACUUCCCCAAAAAGGAACCAGUUAGAGAACAGGAAGUAGUUGUUACAAGACAGUGGGCAACAGAAGAUUCAGAAAACCACCGUGAAUGUUGAUUUGUGUAUUAACAGCUUUAAUUUUAAAGAAGAAAACCCAGAAAAAAAUAUUUACAAACUUCAGUAAAUAAGAUAUUGACUCCUGCAAA
This is a messenger RNA of Podarcis muralis (Common wall lizard), 6414 nucleotides long. It is a transcript of the gene LOXL2, whose product is annotated as lysyl oxidase like 2. NCBI's taxonomy places the organism in Eukaryota, Metazoa, Chordata, Lepidosauria, Squamata, Lacertidae. Gene Ontology annotation, molecular function: protein-lysine 6-oxidase activity; copper ion binding. The record is from RefSeq and is a predicted model, not a curated record. Gene Ontology annotation, biological process: peptidyl-lysine oxidation; collagen fibril organization. Gene Ontology annotation, cellular component: membrane.